Molecule: messenger RNA, 2040 nt
Organism: Raphanus sativus (radish)
Lineage: Eukaryota; Viridiplantae; Streptophyta; Magnoliopsida; Brassicales; Brassicaceae
Exons: 1
Coding region: 1-2040 (679 amino acids)
Source: RefSeq, a predicted model, not a curated record
AUGUUAGUCAAGCGAUUAAAAGUGAUCCUCCCUCAUGUCAUAUUGCCCAACCAAACGGCUUUUGUCCAAGGCAGACUACUAAUUGAGAAUACGGUGCUAGCAUCAGAGAUUGUCCAAGGAUAUCACAGAAUAGGAGGCCCGAAGCGCAUAACUAUCAAGGUUGAUAUAGCGAAAGCCUUUGACACAAUCAGAUGGGAGUUUUUAUUUCAGUGCCUAAGAAGCCUAGCGGUUCCAGAGAUCUUCCUAUCUUGGUUACAAGCCUGUGUCUGUACUACUUCGUUCUCACUAGGAUUUAAUGGGUCAUCCUAUGGGUACUUUAAGGGUAAAAGGGGCUUGAGGCAAGGUGAUCCGCUAUCUCCUUACUUAUUUGUGCUUGCUAUGAACUGUCUAUCGAUUUCUUUAAACAGGGCUGCGAGAGAAGGACAGUUUCAAUACCAUGCGAAGUGCAAGAACUCAGAGCUUACUCACCUUUGCUUCGCUGAUGACCUCCUAAUCUUUUGUGAUGGAUCACAGCAGUCGGUCCUAGCGGUUCUUAACAUCUUAAAAGACUUUGAGCAGAGAUCGGGCUUGGCGGUCAGCAUCACCAAAACUUCAAUGUUUGCUGCAGGAAUCAAACCUCAUGAGUUAAAUCAGAUAAAAGCAGCUACGGGUCUAAUGGAAGGAUCUCUACCGGUCAGGUACUUAGGUGUACCUCUGUGCACCAAGAAACUGUCGUUGGCAAAUUGCGCACCUCUCCUGCAAUCUAUAAAGUCGAAACUCCAUUCUUGGACUACUCGUACGCUCUCCUUCGCGGGAAGACUCCAGUUGCUUGCCACUGUCAUUGCUGGUAUCACAAAUUUCUGGUCAUGCGCCUUCAUUCUUCCAAAGGGUUGUCUUGCGGAAAUUGACUCCCUAUGCAGUCGAUUCCUAUGGAAAGGCAAAACGGAGGGUCAUAAUUCUGCAAAAGUUUCUUGGAAAUCAGUCACUACACCAAAGCAGGAAGGAGGGUUAGGGCUAAAGGACUUACACAUAUGGAACUUGGCGGCGGUGCUAAAACUGAUUUGGAUCCUUUUCUUCAAGCAAAGCUCCAUUUGGUCCGAUUGGUUUACUCGAGAGAUACUGGGGGGUGAUCUGAAUAAUUUUUGGGUCAUAAAUACCAGGCAGAAACAUUCAUGGCAAGCAAAUCAACUCCUACUCUACAAGGACCUGGUCUAUACCUGGAUAAAGCGGGUUGUAGGCAAUGGAGAGACUACUUACUUCUGGUCCUGCAACUGGUCUCCGUUUGGCAAUAUAGCUGAUUUUCUGAAGGAUGAGUCUGCCUCUACGACAGGUAUUCCCUCGACCUAUACUCUCGCGGAACUAUGGGAAAUAGAUCACUGGACGCUGCCCCCUGCAAGGUCUGAGAAGCAAGUCCAAAUCUACUCUCAUCUCCUCACCAUGACGUUAACUGAUAUUACUGAUUCGUACCUCUGGUGCCCGGAUGGUAAUCAUAUGACGGCUUACUCCAUUCGACGAGUCUAUGAUCUGCUGAGAGAGGAGAAUGAAUCGGUGGCCUGGCAUAGAGAAGUUUGGUUCUCCAGAGGGAUCCCAAAGCAUCGAUUCCUAACUUGGCUGAUGGCGCUAAAUAGAUCACCAACUCGUGAUCGUCUCCUCCAGUGGGGCGUUAGCACUGAAGGCUCUUGUCUCCUCUGCAACACUUCCCCUGAAUCAAGAUCUCAUCUCUAUUUUGAGUGUAGCUUCUCAUGGAAUGUCUGGCAGGACUUCCAUCAGAGACUCCGAUUCGCUUCACCACGAACGUGGGAGGAAGUGAUGGAGGAACUCAGGAACUUCAGAGGUUCGCGAGCUUCGAAGACUUUGCUCCUGCUUACUUGGCAAGCAACGAUAUAUGCUUUGUGGGUGGAGAGGAACUGCAGACUCCAUCGCCAAGUAUAUCGCUCUGCAAACUCCUUGUCUACUGAGAUUGAUCGAACCAUCAGAAGAAGGAUAGCGAGUAUCCGUCAAGGCGCACCGCAACUCUCCUCCGGCAUGCUCUGUCAAUGGUUCUCUACUAGUCCCUCUUGA